UUUGUUGUAUUAAAAUGCUUUAUCUCCUCAAAUACGGUAUAUCUGUCAUUAAAUUAGGAAGACAGUUUCUGAGCUUGUUCUGGACUUUGGCCAUUUGUUCACUUGGAAAACAAAAUGAUUCUGCUUUCUCUUUCUGGUCAACAAAACCCAAGUAAAGCCGAGAAAGGGUGCACACAAAUGAUAACCCCUCUUACUCAUUUUGUUACUCUUUUUGACCCUGUUUUGUUCUGCUUGUUUUUAGUACACUCUCUCUCGCUUAUUAGUGAUGUUCUUGAGCUACUGUGCACUUGAAGGACCUCUAUAUAGAUUUACCUGAUUCAUCUUCUCACUAACCUAUCUAACUGCAGUUCUUUUGCAGAGCUUAAAACACCAAGAAAAUGACAGUUCCAUUCAUUCAUUCAUUCAUUUUUAGUACUUGAGGUGACCUCAUUGAACUUGUUUUAACAUAAUCAGUCACCAUUAGUACUAUAUAAGUGCUUGGCACACAUGGCCGGACAGGAGGAAGGCUGGCCCCUGGGUUUGCAGCCCCUGAAUGUGAGAGUUGGGUUGGCUAGAAAUCAAAAUUUCUCUGGAUCAAUAUCAUUCAACACUUUAAUCACUGGCUCUCCAACCUCCUCCACAGAUUCUUCAUCGGAUUUGGACACAGAGUCUACAGGGUCUUUUUUCCAUGACAAGAGCAUUACCCUUGGGAGCCUUAUUGGGGUUUCUAGCAUUUUAGAGUUCUCUAGAAGAUCAUUAAGGGGAAGAAAAACCGAACCUUCAAAGGAAAAGAAAAGCACCAAGUCCAGAAUAUGGCUUUUUUCUUUGUGCUUAAGGGACAGUACUGAUGCUAAGAGUGUGAGGAGUCCUCAAUCUCUUGGCCACUUUCUUGAAGUGGAGAGAAGAGCUGCUGAUGAAUAUAGAAGGAACCAGAGCCCUACUAAUAUUGGACCCGACGAACUUGACCUGGGUCAGCCUGUCACAGAACCCAACUCACUUUUUGUUAAUGGUCAUAUUGCUCCUCCUCAAAGUAGUUCAGAUGUUGAAAGGAGAAAAGAUAGAGGUUUAGAGCAUGGUGAUGGGUUUGGAGUUCCUUCACUAUGUUCAUGCAUGUGUGGACAACCAUCGGACUAAACAUGUGUGAAACUCCUUUUGGCCUCUCAAUUGUUGAUUGAAAUGAAUUUAAUGUCCUAGGAAGGAAUAAUCUGUUAGAAAAAAUUGAAUGUAUUUUAAACCUAUUGAAGAUGAUGGCUUUUCUAAACACCCACCUGGUCUAGUUUGUUCUCUAUGACACUUUCCAUCUGUAAUUCUAAGUACAAAGUUUAUGGAAUCACAUUAUUGGUCAUCAUAAU
This is a messenger RNA of Quercus lobata, 1331 nucleotides long. RefSeq lists its product as uncharacterized. The coding region runs from base 487 to 1113 and encodes 208 amino acids. The transcript has 3 exons. Lineage: Eukaryota; Viridiplantae; Streptophyta; Magnoliopsida; Fagales; Fagaceae. The record is from RefSeq and is a predicted model, not a curated record.